This is a messenger RNA of Physella acuta, 3837 nucleotides long. RefSeq lists its product as uncharacterized. Lineage: Eukaryota; Metazoa; Mollusca; Gastropoda; Physidae. The record is from RefSeq and is a predicted model, not a curated record.
UCAGUCGGGGACUUCACAGACCAGGUGUACCGCGCUGUAAAGCUACCCGGUCGGGCUGAUCGUCGCAGGAUUUGAUCAAUCACUAAUGUGACAAUUCAUAGUCAGGAUUUGAUAAAUCACUAAUGUGACAAUUCACAGACAGGAUUUUGUAAAUCACUAAUGUGACAAUUCAUAGUUAGGAUUUUAUAAAUCACUAAUGUGACAAUUCAUAGUCAGGAUUUGAUAAAUCACUAAUGUGACAAUUCAUAGUCAGGAUUUGAUAAAUCACUAAUGUGACAAUUCAUAGUCAGGAUUUUGUAAAUCACUAAUGUGACAAUUUUUAGUCAGGAUUUUGUAAAUCACUAAUUAGACAAUUCAUAGUGAGGAUUUUGUAAAUCACUAAUGUGACAAUUCACAGUCAGGAUUUUAACGAAUCACUAAUUUGACAAUUCAUAGUCAGGAUUUUAUAAUAAAUCACUAAUGUGACAAUUUAUAGUCAGGAUUUUAUAACUUACUAUCGUGACGAUUUAUCAUCAAGGUUUUAAAUAUCAUUAACAUAAAAAAAAAAUUUCAAAUGAUUUCUUAGCUAUUAGCACGGCACAUAUGUCUGAUUCAACAACCAAAACAAAGAAGUAAAUCUUUAAUGUGUAAGUUCAACAUGUGUUUAAUGUGUAAGUUCAACAUGUGUUUAAUGUGUUAGUUCAACAUGUGUUUAAUGUGUUAGUUCAACAUGUGUUUAAUGUGUUAGUUCAACAUGUGUUUAAUGUGUUAGUUCACAACAUGUGUUUAAUGUGUAUUUUCAUCAGGAUUGGUUACCAUUCAAGAAUUCCGUAAAGGAAUAGCAGCAAGGAUAUUCUACAGUCACUUUAUCAUGUAAAGCGAGUACCCCUGAAGUUGCAUGUGUUCCCUAUGGCUGCACAUCUGUUUCCGGUCAUCUUCAUACUGGUGACGGUGUACCACUGCGCAUGCGUCAACUCUGCUCUAGCAGACGGCGGUGUAGCAGACGAAGAUCGAAAACGAGGCAAGAACAAUCUCAGCAACGACCGAGGAGACAGUGGGGUCUUUCACGAUUUAGGACGCGAGCACUCGGAGUCACUGGACUCCUUGAACUCGACUCUGACUCCUGACCGAGUCACCAAUGUCAGCGCGAACCUCUCGGAAGACGGCAAUGACUCCAUUGCUGUGACACAGAAGGAAAAACCAAGGAAAAAAGUUAAGGGUCAAAAUAUAAAACAAACCACGGACAAAAAUGUUAAGCCCAAGCGCAAAAAUGCAACAACAACUACGGGCAAAAAUGUAAAAAAUCGAGAUAAAAAGAAACCGCCGAAAGAACCAGUGGAAGAAAGGAAGGAGAUCACGGAUAUCACAAGGAGACUAAGAUCGUUGUAUACUAAACCAAAAAAAAAAUGUCCAUGCGACGACUGGGAUCCUCGCAUCAAAUGGACCUCUGACCCCUCACGUCAAAUGGUCAGCGUGGAUUUCUGUGACGAAAAGAGAAAAGCAAUCGAUGACGUGAAAGUCAGGCUCUAUCGACAGAAUGAGAAUACGCGAUCUAUAUUAAAUGAUACUUUACUGGAGACUCCAUCAUGCCAGAUCAAUUUCACUGGUUUGGAAAAAGGUGACUACGUUAUAGAGUUAAGAGGUGAAUGUCUUGGCUGCGAGUUAGUAAACGGUUACCAACACCCCACUCCUUUGAUGGAGUUUGGUAAAUUCACAGUCAACGUAGAAUGUCCAUGCGACGACUGGAAGCCUCACAUCAAUUGGACCCUUGACACCUCAGGUCAAAUGGUCAGCGUGGAUUUCUGUGACGAAAAGAGGAAAGCAAUCGAUGGCGUGAUAGUCAGGCUCUAUCGACGGAAUGAGAAUACGCGAUCUAUGUUAAAUGUUACUAUACUGGAGACUCCAUCAUGCCAGAUCAAUUUCACUGGUUUACAGAAAGGUGACUACGUUAUAGAGCUGAGAGGUGAAUGUCUUGGCUGCGAGUUAGUAAACGGUUACCAACACGCCACUCCUUUGAUGCAGUUUGGUAAAUUCACAGUCAACGAAACAGAGGAUCAAACAAUUUUACGUCCACUGCCUGUGUUGGAAGAAAAAGAUGGCAUAAGUUCCACCAUCUUGGUCGGCGUUUUGGGUGCUGUCCUCGCUGUUGUUGUCAUUGUUAUCACAGUUUUGGCUUAUAAAUUAUGUAAGAGGAAGGAAUCAACCAGUUCUUCAGGUACAAGGUCACCAGAUGAGCAGAGUUUCACCGAGUCACUGAUGGGACAUGCGGAGGUUUCUGACUGUUGUACACCGAAUGUGCCGGAUGACAGUCGUGGACUGAACGUGCAGAAUGACAGUGCUGACAGCCUGGCUCAGUGUGACAGCUGUGACAUCAUGUGUGAACGUGACCAUGCGGACAGCCGACAAGCAGACCACACUGUCACACCUGUCAGUAGCCGCCAUGUCGCACAUGGCAUUGAGACAGGUCAAAGGUCUCUAACCGACACAGGUUUAGCUGUACACAACCUGAUGCAGUUACCAAGGACAACGACACACGAUCAAAGUUUGGAUGGCAAAGUUCCGGUUGAACAGGAACUAAAGGUUUUUCGCUGCACUGACCCUUCGUUGAACGGCAGUUGUAUUACACUGAAUGUGGCGGAUCUGUGUGGUAACUCCACAUCUGGCUGUAGCCCUGAUGGUACCUCAGAUAAAAACCAAAGUCUCACACAGAGCAGUAGUACGUACAAUGCACCAGGAAGCCGCAUGUACGAUGCACCCGGCAGUAGCACGUACUAUGCACCAGGCAGCCGCAUGUACGAUGCACCAGGCAGUAGCACGUACUACGCACCAGGCAGUAGCACGUACAAUGCACCAGGCAGACGCAUGUACGAUGCACAUGAAAGUAGCAAGUACAAUGCACCAGGAAGGUGCACGAAUGAUGCACCACGCAGCAGCAGCUACGGUGAAAAUGACAGUAUGUUAGGUGAGCGGUUUGAGGACUAUAUCAUACGUGACAUGAACCAACCCAAGUUCGGGAUAUUGAGACAGCCGAAUGACAUGAACCAACCCAAGUUCGGGAUAUUGAGACAGCCGAAUGACAUGAACCAACCCAAGUUCGGGAUAUUGAGACAGCCGAAUGCCCAAGUGAAAAACACAUUUUCUGUAUCGUUACCAUACAGACUGUUGGGAUUAAACCAGUUCGAUACAAACUGUUAGGGUUAAACCAGUUCGAUGGAAACUCUUUGGAUUAAAUCCGUUUGAUUCAUUCUGCUGGGAUGAAGUCAGUUCGAUACAAACUGUUUGGAUUAAACCAGUUCGAUAAAUAUUGGAAGUGUAAUUAGACUGGAUGCCCUGACUUAUCUAAAACGCGUUUGGUCGAUUGGCCGAAUAAGUAGUGGUCAGUUGGCCGAAUAAGUAGUGGUCAGUUGGCCGAAUAAGUAGUGGUCAGUUGGUCGAAUAAGUAGUGGUCAGUUGGCUGAGUAAGUAGUGGUCAGUUGGUUGAGUAAGUAGUGGUCAGUUGGUCGAAUAAGUAGUGGUCAGUUGGCUGAGUAAGUAGUGGUCAGUUGGCUGAGUAAGUAGUGGUCAGUUGGCUGAGUAAGUAGUGGUCAGUUGGCUGAGUAAGUAGUGGUCAGUUGGCUGAGUAAGUAGUGGUCAGUUGGUCGAAUAAGUAGUGGUCAGUUGGCUGAGUAAGUAGUGGUCAGUUGGCUGAGUAAGUAGUGGUCAGUUGGCUGAGUAAGUAGUGGUCAGUUGGUCGAAUAAGUAGUGGUCAGUUGGCUGAGUAAGUAGUGGUCAGUUGGCUGAGUAAGUAGUGGUCAGUUGGCUGAGUAAGUAGUGGUCAGUUGGCUGAGUAAGUAGUGGUCAGUUGGCUGAGUAAGUAGU